AUGGUUUGUUGCAUCGCCAUCGUCUUCAAGAAAAUCUCGAUCGCCACAUCGCCGGAUUACAAUCACCUCCGGAAAAGCCUUCAGGAUGUGCUUCUGAGCAUGAGAUUUGGAUUAACCCGAGAUCUCCUUCUAAAACGAUCAUCAUUCGCCUACUAUUCCGGAUCUCGAGAACAACAUCCCAUCACCAUGGCGACCAAGAGCGACAAGACUUCGACAACGGAGGUGAAAGAUAAGGUAGUGGAGGAUAAGAAGAAGGAUAAUGAUAAGAAGGAGGAGGUAUCACUCCCUCCGCCGCCGGAGAAACCAGAGCCUGGCGAUUGUUGCGGCAGCGGUUGCGUCCGAUGCGUUUGGGAUGUGUAUUACGACCAGCUCGAAGAAUACAAUAAGCUUUCUGCUUCCACUCCUCCUGGAGAUUCUAAAUCCAAUUGA
Messenger RNA from Eruca vesicaria subsp. sativa (arugula), 429 nucleotides. The record is from the annotation of a GenBank genome assembly. Lineage: Eukaryota; Viridiplantae; Streptophyta; Magnoliopsida; Brassicales; Brassicaceae.